Molecule: messenger RNA, 2701 nt
Organism: Anarrhichthys ocellatus (wolf-eel)
Lineage: Eukaryota; Metazoa; Chordata; Actinopteri; Perciformes; Anarhichadidae
Gene: prmt1
Product: protein arginine methyltransferase 1
Exons: 10
Coding region: 17-1087 (356 amino acids)
Biological process (GO): peptidyl-arginine methylation, to asymmetrical-dimethyl arginine; chromatin remodeling
Cellular component (GO): nucleus
Molecular function (GO): protein-arginine omega-N monomethyltransferase activity; protein-arginine omega-N asymmetric methyltransferase activity; histone methyltransferase activity
Source: RefSeq, a predicted model, not a curated record
CAGGCAGGAGAUCGAAAUGGCGGCGCCAGCAGAGAGGAUGGAGAUUUCUCAGGGGGAGAGCUCAGCCAAGCUUGCGGGGGAGAGCUCAGCCAAGCCUGCAGCCGAGGAUAUGACAUCAAAGGACUACUACUUUGACUCGUACGCCCACUUUGGCAUCCACGAGGAGAUGCUGAAAGAUGAGGUUCGCACUCUGACCUAUCGUAAUUCCAUGUUCCACAACAAGCAUCUGUUUAAGGACAAGGUGGUGCUGGAUGUGGGCAGUGGGACAGGCAUACUCUGUAUGUUUGCUGCCAAAGCUGGAGCCAAGAAGGUUAUAGGGAUCGAGUGCAGCAGCAUCUCAGACUACGCUGUGAAAAUUGUCAAGGCCAACAAGAUGGAUGAUGUUGUGACCAUCAUCAAGGGGAAGGUGGAGGAGGUGGAGCUGCCUGUGGAGGGAGUAGACAUCAUCAUAUCAGAGUGGAUGGGCUACUGCCUCUUCUAUGAGUCCAUGCUCAAUACAGUCAUUUAUGCCAGGGACAAAUGGCUGAAGCCAGAUGGACUCAUUUUCCCCGACAGGGCAACCCUUUAUGUCACUGCCAUUGAAGACAGGCAGUACAAGGACUACAAAAUCCACUGGUGGGAGAACGUGUAUGGGUUCGAUAUGUCGUGCAUCAAGGAGGUGGCCAUUAAGGAACCCCUGGUUGAUGUGGUGGACCCAAAGCAGCUGGUCAGCAGCGCCUGUCUCAUCAAGGAGGUGGACAUCUACACAGUGAAGUUGGAUGACCUGACCUUCACCUCGCCGUUCUGCCUGCAGGUGAAGCGGAACGACUACAUUCAAGCUUUGGUCACCUACUUCAACAUCGAGUUCACCCGCUGUCACAAGAGAACCGGCUUCUCCACCAGCCCUGAGUCUCCCUACACCCACUGGAAGCAGACCGUCUUCUACCUGGAUGAGUACCUGACUGUGAAGACUGGUGAGGAGAUCUUUGGCACAAUCAGCAUGAAGCCAAACGUCAAGAACAAUAGAGACCUGGACUUCACCGUAGACAUCGACUUCAAGGGUCAGCUGUGUGAGGUGUCAAAGACGGCAGAGUACCGGAUGCGUUAGAAGUCUCAUCCCUCCCUGUGUUAGUUUGUCUUUAGUAGGGGACAGAUUAUACUGUUUGACUCGGAGUCUCUACAAUAGUUUGACGCUCCCCAUGCAGCAACAUUUUAAUACGUCCUCUUUUCUUGUCAUUUUCUUGUUCAGAUGUUAACAGUAUUUAAAAGAUCUUCACAUGCUUGGGGGUGAAAGUGCGUUGUCCUGGCGACGUAGUCACUCAGAACACGUGACAUGUGCCUGAUGUUUGUGUCCAACAGCUUGGGUUCUGCUCAGGGGUUUUUGUCCUUUGCAUGUGCAGGUGUCUAUGUUGUCAACCAUACAGACGCCAACACAACAGCCCUGCCGACAUUGUCUGCAUAGUAUGCUGUUGAGUCACUUUGGCCCUCUGUUUUGUCAUUACAUGACCCAGUUUCUAAUCUCCUUAUUUUUGAGUCUGUAUGUGGGUUUUCCGAUUUCUGUAUUCUCAAGAAACUCUGCCUCUUCCACCUGUGAACCAGUCAAUAAAAAAACAUGUAACUGUGAGCACAAGUUAGGACUUAUUCAAACUAUAAAUAAUACAGUGAUGUAGUUCUGGUGUGAAAGGACCUCAAGCUUUCUGGUUUGAUCUUCUGGAACCUGAUCAGGACUCUGAAGCACAGCAUACCCUGUAAAGUUCUGGCAAACCUGUCCCAAACUACAUACUAAUUCUACACAGUACAGAUUACAUAUUCAUCCUCGUAUACUGUUUUAAACGAAUAAAUGUCAAAAUAUGACUUUGUUUUUUCUUUGGGUUGCAGUGCGUAAACUUAUUUAGAUCUGCUGUGAGCAGCUCCAUUUCUUUUGGGAGAGAAUGGUGUGUAUCAACGGAUCACUUAAACCGGAACGGCAUGUAGUCUGAAUAGUGUGGUUUGAGUAAACCGUAUGUCAUGUUUCCUCUGUGAACUCACUCCAUAUUAAAAACCUGCUUAGAAUCAGUAUGUAGUAUAGAUUUAGGACAAGAUUGGUGAUGCUUCACACACGAGUUGAUUCCAACCAUAACCAGAAGUGGUCUGCUGUGUUUCUUUGGUCUACAUGUGUGCUAGCUGGGUUGCACCAUUGGCUCUGAUCAGGUGUCACGGCCUUUAAAGAAACCACACCUGAGCAUCUUGACGAGUUAGUUACUGCUGCACCGUAGAGAAGAAAAACCGAUUCCAGUAGGUUCCUCAGGUGUCCUGGAGCCCACGGCAGUCUCAAUACAAUGUUAGUCUUGAUGCAAUGUGUCUGUGGCUGCUAGAGUCCAUCUGAAGAGUAGGAACCAUGUUGGCACUGCAGAGAUUACUCUGACUCACCAUACUUGUAUUUUUCUCUUUUGUAUUUUUGUUUUGUUGUCUGCUGCUUUUUAAAAAAAUAAAUAAAACUAAUCUGUAAAUGUGACUUUUCUUGAAGUGAGCUAUGUGGUACGAUUAAGAAGACCAACACAAAUAUUCAUAGUCUAACUGAGUUGGGAGUUGUCACAGCACCUGUAGAAAGUAUCCAUCAAGGUUUAUCUUCCAUUGUUCAUUCAUUCACCGUGGCUCUAAUUGGUAAUAUGACACGGAUGCUAACGUGUUGCUUUAUUAUGAGAACAUCUUGACAAAAUCAGUAAUAAAAUGUCUAACUAUU